UGCUCCAACGAGGGAACGGACUUCUGAACGGAACAUCUUUCUGAUAUGGAGAUAAUCCGGCUGAUUUUGAUUUACUUGCUUGAUCUCCUGUUACCAUCUUACGGUCUACCGAAUGAGAAACUGAUGUUAUCACCUUUAAUUUGCAAGGGUCAUAUCAAACAGGCGCAGGAACUCAGCCUUGUUGAAGAUAAAAAUUCUAUCAUACCGACAAGCCACGCUGGGUUCAUUACUGUGGACGAGAAGCUCGGAAACCAUUUGUUUUUCUGGCUCUUUCCUUCAAUAUCCGGAUCUGAAUCUCCACUCGUGGUUUGGCUAAAUGGGGGACCGGGAUCUCCUUCUUCACUGGGGUUGUUUUAUGAGAACGGACCGAUGCGACUUACGGAUGCGUGGUACGAGCGUAGCAACAUUUCGUGGACAGAGACUAUGUCAAUGUUGUACAUAGACAACCCCGUCAGCGUCGGCUACAGCUAUUCCGACAGUGGGAGCGCUGGAUACAGAACAGAUCAAGAUGGCUAUUCUAAAGAUCUAUACGAGUUCAUUGAACAAUUCUAUCUGUUAUUUCCCGAAUACCAGAAACGAGAGCUAUACAUAGGUGGAAAGUCUUAUGGCGGAAAGUACGUCCCGGCUUUUGCUUACUAUUUGCACUUAAAAAUCAAAGAAGGAAGAUCAAAUCUUCCUUUAGCAGGUAUUUAUCUUGAAGGACCACUCUUUGACCCGUACGAGCAAGGUCUUGCCGUACCUGACUAUCUGCUUGCCGUCGGGGCCAUUUCAACAAAAGAAGCGCAGCAGCAUAAGCAAUCAAUCCUUGAGCUUUUCAAAGAAUUAAAACGCGGUAAAUUAAACUAUAGUUUCGACGACUUAUUCGAUAGGUUUUUUAUCAUGAAAAUCAGUUUCUUCUUAAACAAUUAUUACUCUGGUGUAAAUCCACGGUAUGACGAACUGCAAGCAGUAAUGGACUCUAAGUAUUUGAAAUCUCUAGUUCACGUUGGAAAUAGGGAGUUUGUGUUUUUGUCUAACAUGAACACAAAUUUCCGAAAUCGAAUGGUUCAAGAUUUCUUAACCAGCACAAAACCCAAACUGGCUCAACUCUUGGAGGAGUACAAAGUUUUGAUCUACACCGGUGAUCAAGACGCUCUGAUCAGCCCUGCAAUGGUUGACGCGGGCCUGCUGUCUAUGGAGUGGUCGAGGCAGCAGGAAUACCAGGACUCGAAGCGUUCUGUUUGGUGGGGCGGUGAUGGCGCGCUGUCUGGGUUCUAUUCCCGGGUUGGGAACCUCUGCCAGGUUGUCAUUAAAGGCGGUGGCCAUUCGGCGGGCCAUGAUCAGUCUGCUAGAGUUUAUCAAAUGAUGAAUUUGUUUAUCCGGCAAGGUUGCAUCAGAAAGAGAUAAACGACUGAAAUAAAGCCACUGGUCCGAUCUUAGAUCUUGAUUUAUUACGUCAACAAAAAUAAAUAAAUUGAAGUGUAAUUACACGAUAUAUGUUUGAUUAGAUCAAAUAAAAUAACAUAAAAACAGCGUUAUGUAACUGAAACGAAGCCAAUUAUCUGAUCAUAAUUCUUUUAUUCAUUACAUUACAAAAAUAAAAACCCAAUAAAACACUAUGUUUGAUUAGAUGAAAUAACUUAUAACAAAACCAAUGUUAUUUGACUGAAAUAAAGCAAAUGAUCAGAUUUUAGUUCUUUCAGUUUUUUUUAUUCAUUACACAAAAACAUUUAUCUAAAGUUUUGACAAGAUAUAAGUUUGACUAGAGCAAAUCAACAAUAUUACAAGUACGGUGUUAUUUAACUUUAAAAAAACAUUGAUCUUGUCUCAGUUAUUUCGUUCAUUAAAAAAUAUUCAAAAUUUUAUGAAGGCAAAACAUGUUUAAUAAGAUCAAUAAA
This is a messenger RNA of Physella acuta, 1877 nucleotides long. Its product is annotated as putative serine carboxypeptidase CPVL. NCBI's taxonomy places the organism in Eukaryota, Metazoa, Mollusca, Gastropoda, Physidae. Gene Ontology annotation, biological process: proteolysis. Gene Ontology annotation, molecular function: serine-type carboxypeptidase activity. The record is from RefSeq and is a predicted model, not a curated record.